Molecule: messenger RNA, 2050 nt
Organism: Rhea pennata
Lineage: Eukaryota; Metazoa; Chordata; Aves; Rheiformes; Rheidae
Gene: TMEM250
Product: transmembrane protein 250
Exons: 4
Coding region: 692-1111 (139 amino acids)
Source: RefSeq, a predicted model, not a curated record
GCAGGCCCGGGCCUUCUCUCCGCCCGGGCCCGGCGCGCCCGGCCUCGGCGGCCGCCGCCGCCCGGCGGGGGCCAUGGGCAGCACGAUCAACUCAUACCUAGAAUUUUCUGAGUCUAUGAAGCACCUUAGCAAUCUCUUUCACUCUUACUAGAAGGUGAGGUGUCACAGAAAAGCUUCACACUUUCGUUGUUACAAGAAUUAAUCAGCAUCUGGAAAAGGCAGUGGAUUGUUGACCUUCUGCUGAGUGGAUGGCAGCACCAUUAAAAAUCAGAGGAAAGAUCUGCCCAGGUCUGAAUGCCUGUGUGUGCGAGGAGGCUGGGGAAGUCCCUGUUGUUUUCUGACAUUGUCUGAUGAAUGUAUUUGUCACUUCAUAAUUCCCGGAAUUUGGCACAUUAUGAGCCUGGGGUGAAGCAGAGAGCAGCUAAGAGGCUACUGCUCGUCACUGUCAGAUCACAACAAUGGGUGUGUGGAAGGAUGUUAAGAUUAUAAAUUCUAAACACUCCAGAAGAUCAAGAUAUUUUAUUUAUGUCUGCAGGUCACAAAGGGAGAAACAAAAUGGUCUCUUCCUUCCUGGAAAUUCAGCAGAGAAUUAGUGUUUCCGGGCUGCUGGAUCUCUUCUGUAUUAAUGGAUGAUAUUUGAUAUGUGCCCUGUAAAUCCUGCGCUGGGACUCUGUGACCGGUGGGGUGCCUGAUGCCUGUAAUCCCCAUUCCCCGUCGGGUCCGUUCUUUUCACGGCCCCCACACGACCUGCCUGCAUUCGGCCUGUGGCCCGGUAAGAACCACUCACUUGGUGCGCACCAAGUACAACAAUUUUGACAUCUAUCUCAAAUCCCGAUGGAUGUAUGGAUUCAUUCGUUUCCUGCUGUACUUCAGCUGCAGCCUGUUUACCUCCAUCCUCUGGGUGGCACUCUCUAUCUUGUUUUGCCUUCAGUACCUUGGCAUCCGGAUCUUUCUGCGUUUCCAGUACAAACUCUCCAUCAUCCUCCUCUUACUGGGGCGAAGGCGUGUAGACUUCAGCCUCAUGAAUGAACUGCUCAUCUAUGGAAUUCAUGUGACCAUGCUGCUAGUGGGGGGACUGGGAUGGUGUUUCAUGGUAUUUGUGGAUAUGUAAAUAAAACAAGCACACGUGGGCGGAGAAGGUGAUUCUUCUAUCCCAAAAUGUGUGAAUAUCCUCUUUUCCCUUUUUAUAUAAAUUAAUUUAUUUAUCAGUGCUACUUUUUAUUGAUAAAUUAAUGUACAUGUCUCUGGAAUUUGUAUUUUUUGAGGGUUGCAGUGCCAUUUUGAUUAUCAAAGUGCAACACCUGAUUAGGUGCUUUGUUUUCUUUGCGCAGUGAAACUUAAUAUAAAUUUCAUUUAGUCCUUAGGAGCCUACCUUGCUGCUGCUCCUGUAUUCUUGUGGGCAUGAAAAAGGCAGUGAUUUAUCUGGAGGUUAGCACCCAGAUAAGUUUGUACCCCACCCUCUUAAUCCAUCCUCAUUCUCUUUCUAAUAAUGUUCCUUGAUGUCGUAGGCAUGUAGUAUGUAUCCCACUUCCCAGUGCCACUCCUUCUCUAUACAGUUUGCAUAUCCUCUACUAAGAAUAUGGGGCCAAAUUCAACCACUUUUUUUUUCCUUAGGUUUGUGCAAGUGCAUUCUACCCGCUAUAUUGUUUUGUUCACUCUGACAUGACUAUAUAGCUUUGAAUGGCUUUGUCCUUUUCAGGCAGUUAAUGCUGAGUAACUGAAUCUUGCCCUAACAGAACAAAUCCAUUGGAGUGAUAGGAGCAGAGUUCAAUAUCAUGUGCUCCUGAAAUUCCCAGUCAUAGCAAAUAAGUUAUCUUUUCCCAGUGAUUAUGGGGAACCCAUUACAGUGUUCUGUAAUGUGUAGAUCUUGGCAUUUGGUUUUGACUGAAUUAUUCACUGAAUUGAUUUGUUCUUAUUUUCUUGGAGUUACUUUUGUCUUGCUGGACUAUUAUGAGAUGAGACCCUCUUGCCUAAAAGAGCUUGAAAGCAGAGCAAAAUCUGAAAUGGCAAUGUAUAUUCUCUGUGGUUAUUAAAUAAAUAAGUAAAGCCA